Messenger RNA from Acanthosepion pharaonis, 480 nucleotides. The record is from the annotation of a GenBank genome assembly. Lineage: Eukaryota; Metazoa; Mollusca; Cephalopoda; Sepiida; Sepiidae.
AUGCUGACGCUGCUUUUUCAUAAUUUGGGUCUCUCUCCUUUAUGCAACAACCUACUCUAUUGCCGCCUUUUCGUCCGAGCUUUACUCAUUCUCUCUCUAUCUCUCUCUCUCUCUCUUCCACACUACUCAUCCUCGCGACGCCUUUUCGUUUUUACAACUCUUUCAAGCCACUCCACUCACCUUGUGCCACUUUUUCAUGAAAAAAGUUAUUCCUUCUCGUCAUUCGUUGUGACGCCGACUUUUCCUCGUUUUCCGUCACCCAACUCUCCCAAAAGCUGUUUUUUUUUUUUGUCAGAUGGGUUACUCACUUUUCAGUACAAAUUUCCACCUCCUUCAACGUCACAUCAAAUUGUUGACACCACCUUUUUGUCAGUUGUUUUCCUCUCCUUCAACAUAACAACACCUUUUAAGGGCGCUGCCAUUUUGUCAGACAGACACGAAGUUACCGACUUUUCAACAGAUAAGUUUCUCUUCCUCUAG